GUGACAAUCAAAUCAAUGACAAUAUAAGACAAUGUUUGUCAUGUAUAUUGGGUGUUACGUGUGAUUGUACUGAAUUAAUUCCCGUGUUGCUUUAUAUAUUUUUUAUCUAAGAUUUUGACUGGAAAAUUUGCACGUAAUAUAUACUUUGUUGACCAGUGGAAACUAAAGAUGUGCGAAUAAUUUAAGUGUUCGGUUUUACCACUAGCGGAGAUUGAAUCCACACAAUUGAAGACAUGGAAGGAGAACAUCCUUCUUUGUGUGUGGUAAGCGCAAAGGAGUUAUUCCCCAUUGGUGCCGUCUCUCUGGAAGAACCAGAGUUACAAGUACCAUUUACACCAUUAUAUGGUGAAUCUGUUAGAAAUGUGGGUCGUACACAAGAUGGGUUAAUUACCUUAUCUAAUUAUCGUGUACAUAUAUCUGAGAAGACAUAUGCAGGCUCAGAAGAACGUAGCCUACCUCUUGGACUUAUUGAUUUAGUAGAAGUGCGGGAUAUGUUCCAAAUGAUAGUUUACUGUAAAGAUGCUCGUGUUGUAAAGUGUUCAUUUGAUUCAAAUGAACAAUGUGCUGAUUGGCACAGACGUAUUACGUCAGCCAUCAAUCCACCAUCAAAUCUAGAAGGUUAUUUUGCCUUCCCAUUUCAUGCAUGGGUGGCGCAUGUAAUACGACAACAAAAACAAGGCGAUCUUUCACAUACAGAAGUUCCUGCUACACAGUAUAAUGAAACUUUAAACGAAUGGCUGCCUAUGCUAAAGCGUGCGAGUCGGUUUUCAAAUGAUGAUUUUCAGGAUGAGGUGGACAGACUUCAAUUUGAUUUACGCGGUGCAUGGCGCAUAUCGAAAGCUAAUUCUGAUCAUUUACUUUGCCAAUCCUACCCAAGACAACUUCUGGUUCCUGCAUGCAUAUCAGAUGAUACAUUGGAAACUGUCGCCAAAUUCAGAAGUUCACGUCGAAUUCCUGCUGUGGUUUGGAGGCACCGAGGCAAUGGUGCAGUGAUUGCAAGAUGCAGUCAACCGGAAGUUGGUUGGCUGGGGUGGCGUUCUUCAGAAGAUGAAGAACUUAUGAAAGCUGUGGCUGAUGCUUGUGCAUUUGACCAUGGACAUUGGGUUAACAAUAGUAACCAAGUUCGUGAAAAUGCUGCCAAUUCAACAGUAACAAACCGUGUAAAUGGGGAUGUUAGUCAUUAUACGAAUGGUGUUGGUUAUGAUGAAAGCAAUUCGAAAAGUGGGACACCACCUCCUUCCAGUCCUGAUGCAACUCAUGUUGAAGGCCUUCAACAAGUAUCCCUUCAACAAGUUAAGAAAGUGUUAAUUGUGGAUGCUCGUUCUUAUACAUCGGCUGUAACCAAUAGAGCACGAGGUGGUGGUUGUGAAUGCCCUGAAUAUUAUAACGCUGAGAUCCAGUUUAUGUCAUUGGGGAACAUACAUGUCAUACGAAAGAGUUUUAUGUCUCUUAGGAAUUUAUGUGCAAUGCCUGCAGAUUGCGCUAAUUGGUUAACAUUACUGGAACGCACACACUGGCUUCAACAUCUUUCUGGAUUGAUGCGUGCCAGUUUAACAGUUGUUAAAGCUGUUCAUAAUGCCGGUAGGCCAGUGUUGGUCCAUUGUUCUGAUGGAUGGGAUCGUACGCCACAGAUAGUUGCCACUGCGCAACUUUGUUUAGACCCAUAUUACCGAACCAGAGAAGGUUUUCGCACAUUGGUGGAAAGAGAAUGGCUAAGUUUUGGUCACAAGUUUGCUGAUAGAGGAGGUCACCAGCCUGGUUCAAUCCCAGAUUUAAAUGAACGUUGUCCAGUAUUUUUACAGUGGCUAGAUGUUGUUCAUCAGCUAGUUAGACAAUUUCCUUGUAGUUUUGAAUUUUCAAUGCCUUAUCUUAUUAAACUGGCCCAACAUUCUCAUAGUUGCUUAUUUGGCACCUUCUUGUGUAAUAGUGAUAGAGAGAGAUCAAAGUAUAGUAUAUAUGAGAGAACAUUUUCAGUGUGGGCAUUUCUAGCAAAUCCUGCAUUUCGCAAUCAUUUGUAUACUGGACAACGUGAAUCUGUACUUUGGCCACAGCAUAAUGUCAGAGAUUUAGUUCUCUGGGCUGAAGUUUAUUUAAGUGGACAAGAUGGGUGCAGGAGUGAUUCCUCUGCAAAUCAAGGUUUAGAUUUAGAUGUUGAAACGGGUCUCAUGACAAAAACAAGAUCAUAUGGGGAUCUUCUGACUGCUGGUGCAGCAACAAUUUUACAAACGCCUUCAGUUAGACGCUCAAGUGAUCCUAGUGUUUCUCUGGACACUAUAAAAAUGAGUGAAAUCACACUAAAUGAUGAAUCAAUUGAUGGUUCUGAAAAAUGUGAAUCAGAAUCAGAUUCAUAUGUAUUGAGCUCGAAAGAGACUUCAAAUUUUAUAGACAUCCAGUCACAGUAUAAUUACACAGAUCAUUAUAAAAUUGAUGAUGAAUCAAAUCCUAAGUUAGUAGACCUUAAUAAAAGUAAUAAUUUGGAAAAUGAAGCUGUGACAAAUUCAGAUAAUUUUAAUAAUUUAGAGUACAACAGUUGCAUUAACGACUUAAAUAAAAUACCAAAUGGGCAGACAGUAAAUAUAGAUUUAAGUAUUGAUAAAUGUGAUACAGAUAUUAAAGACAAUAUCUGCAAUUCUUCAACUUGUGAUAAAUAUGAUAUUUCAAAUACUAUAGAGAAUUCUAAUUCAGAUCAAGGAGAUCUUAAUUUUAAUGAAGGAGAAUGUGAAAAAUCUAAUGAAAGUGACGUAUGUUCGAGCAUUGUAAAUUCAAAAAUGUGUUUUCCAUCAAUAGAAUCAAGCACAGAUACAUUAGUCCCUUCCCAACAAUUCACAUGUGACACUGGUCAAAGCACAGCACAAAAUUGUAUAUUUCAUAAUAAUGCAAAUUCAAAAGAAGAUGAUGAAAUUGCUUCACAAAAACCGAUUUACUGCAGAAAUUCAAAAAAAAUUGACUAUUCAGGCGCACCUAGGGCUGCACAACUUCAAAAUAUAACGCCACUAUCUAUAUCCCCAACAGUAGAGAAUACACCACUUUGUUCUGCCGGAGCACUCGAAAAAGUUGAUGGCUUGUGUCAUGGUAUUAGUGAAGAAGGAUUAAGGCUUCAACAGCUUGUGUAUGAACAUAAGUUACGAGAAGAAGCUUUGAAAAGAGAAUUGAAUGGAACUCGACAGGCAUUAGUUAAACAAGAAUGUCAACGAUGUCAUGGGUUACGUUUAGCGGAUCUUAAUGUAUUACAAUUUGGCGAAGAAAACCGACCAGAAGAAACGAGCUCACUGACAGACAGUGUGUGUGCUUCAGCUGCUUCUGAUUGUUCCUGGGAAGCAGUUGAAGAGCGAGUGGCUACAAUUCAUGGCAUGUCAAAUUCUGCAAGUGUGUUAUGGGUUCCUGAUCAUGCGGUCUCACGUUGCACUGGAUGUGAUGGCCAAUUCUGGAUAGGCCGGCGGAAGCAUCAUUGCAGAAGCUGUGGAUGCAUUUUCUGUGCUGACUGUGCUGAAAACUUUGCACCUUUACCGACUGAAAAUUUAUAUAACCCUGUACGGCUUUGUAAUCCUUGUUAUCGUAAACAAGCUAAGAUACCUGAAGCCUGUAAACACGAAGCUAGUGACAAUAGAACGACGUAUUGUAGUAGGCAACUGGGAGCACCUAUGAAUUAAAUAUACUUUGUUUUGUAUAUAUUGUACA
Molecule: messenger RNA, 3678 nt
Organism: Ctenocephalides felis (cat flea)
Lineage: Eukaryota; Metazoa; Arthropoda; Insecta; Siphonaptera; Pulicidae
Product: myotubularin-related protein 3
Exons: 19
Coding region: 234-3650 (1138 amino acids)
Biological process (GO): dephosphorylation; regulation of autophagy
Molecular function (GO): phosphatidylinositol-3,5-bisphosphate 3-phosphatase activity; metal ion binding; protein phosphatase binding
Source: RefSeq, a predicted model, not a curated record